AUGACGGCCAAGCUUUUCAACUUCUUCGUGCUGUACGGGCCCCGCCUACGCGCCACAGAAAUCAUGCUUCAUUGGUGCGUCAACACGUAUAACGUCAACGUCAAAGAAAACGUUCCCGUCACGGAAAGAAUAGCGUCGCAUACAAUUCCAUCAGUCGGAGAGGUCUUCGUUGAGGACUUCAACAUGACAAUUAACGGAACUUACUUUACAUCCCCAGACAGCCCCGGCAAGAAGUACGUUGCGGACGGAUUCGGACCGGGGGCAAUCGCCUCGGCUCUUGAUUCAACGUUGAUAGGGACUUACAUCGAUACCGGAGGGUACGAAUUCCAAAACGGAAGCCAGAUAUACGGCACAGCACUUUCAAGAGCUAGUAUUGGGAUCAAUAGCGCGAACGAAUCCCAGAAGCUUGACGACGAACAAUUCGCAACCUUGCGUAACCUCACGGAAAACAUUGCCAGUGGUAUUACAAACGCGUAA
Messenger RNA from Colletotrichum spaethianum, 477 nucleotides. RefSeq lists its product as uncharacterized. The record is from RefSeq and is a predicted model, not a curated record. The transcript has a single exon. Bases 1 to 477 code for a protein of 158 amino acids. Lineage: Eukaryota; Fungi; Ascomycota; Sordariomycetes; Glomerellales; Glomerellaceae.